AUGCUGGGAGAUUUUCUGCUUCCUCUCUCUCUGAAUGCUUUGUUCCUCAGUCGAGACUUCAGGACCGGCUCAUUUCAGUUCCUAAAGGAAAUCCGAGGCGGUCGCGCUCCUAAAGACAGUCCGGUCCGGCAGCUUCCUCUAUACGACACUCCGUACGAGCCGGAGGAGAACGGAGGAGAUCCAGACGGAGGUGUGUGUUCCCGCGAGAGCAGAUUACCGCAGGACGACGAGAGGCCGCCGGAGGAGUACGACCAGCCCUGGGAGUGGAAGAAAGACCGCAUAUCCAAAGCCUUCGCAGUAGAGAUUAAAGUCAUUAAGGAUCUGCCGUGGCCUCCUCCGGUCGGGCAGCUCAACACCGGUCCUCCUCUGAUGGAGGCGGUGGAGGCUCCGUCUUCUCCGGGACUCAGCGCCACAGCCUCAGCCUGCGACCAGCUCCAGCACGUGCAGUUUGACGGCGUGGAGAAGUCCCACAUGUCUCCCACUAAGGACCUGAAGUGUCGUCCUCUGCAGCGGCACUCAAGCAGCUGUCUGGUCAGCACUAAGAUGAGCUCUGUGGAGCCCAGCGGGCCGAGCGUGGGCGAGCGCAUCGACCCGUCCAUGCCUCUGGAGAGCCAGUUCUGGUAUCACGGAGCCAUCAGCCGAACGGACGCCGAGUCUCUGCUGCGCUUGUGUAAAGAGGCCAGUUACCUGGUGAGAAACAGUGAGACCAGUAAGAACGACUUCUCGCUCUCGCUCAAGAGCAGUCAAGGCUUCAUGCACAUGAAGCUCUCCAGGACCAAAGACAACAAGUACGUACUGGGUCAGAACAGCUGCCUGUUCGACAGCGUUCCCGAGAUCAUCCACUUCUACUCCAGCCGCAAACUACCAAUCAAAGGGGCCGAGCACAUGUCCUUGCUGUACCCCGUGGCCAUUCGGACACUAUAGAGGCAGAAACGCUGCCGAACCAGGACAUUUGUUCAGCGUUUACAAGACAUCGACAAACUAAAGUGCUACUGAGAUCCCGAAGGCAAAAAGGGAGACUCCUGGAAGCCUCAUUCGUCUCGUCUCGAGGAACGCGGUUUCUCUGUCCUUCAAAUGCCUUCUUCAUGAUUCCAAACCCGUUUUCUCCCUUUUUCUUCACAUAAGUGGAUCUUUAGUCUUAGACCUGCACCCACACUUUAUCUCCGCUGUUACACACUGUACAGAAACACGAAAUGUUGCUCGGACUUUACCUUUCGGAUGUUUAUAGUUACGAUUUCUGGACAUGUGAAUCAUUAGACAUUCUUGAACAUUAAAACGCCACAGUAAACGGAGAACAAAGACACUGAAUCAUACUGUAGCGAAACCUCAUCGUCUGGACUUUCUGUGACGAUAUUGUCAAUCAGUUGGGUUCGGUGAAAUAUUAGCUAAUCAUUAAACAUGAACAUUUUCAGAUCAUACAGAAAAAUAAACCCCAGAAGACUGAAAUCGAGCAUUCAGCAUUUUCCGGUUAGACCCACAGAUGUGAAGAGUAAUCGCUACGCAGACAGAUCAUUAAGUUCCUUAAAAUAGCAGUAAUAGCGCAGAGCGAGAGGAGAAGAGAUGGAUGGUGCCAUUUAAGUGCACUUGGACAUGCAGAUCAGCGUGAAAAAGGACCUUUUAAUUUAAUGUUCAAAGAGAGUCACUUCAUACACCAGAGUAUAGGAUGAUCUUGAGCAAGGAGAAUGAAAUAUUCCUGUAUUGUCUACCUCAGAAAAUCAAUUUCGUUCGUCCAUCCGCCGGUCGAUAAGGUACAGUGACGUUGAAGAUAUCGAUCGUCUCAAGUUCCCACCAAAUUUUGCCUUUUGGUUUGAGAAUAGCUUCUUCCUUGACCCUGAUUUCUAUGCUGUUGUGACUCUGUUUGGUUAAUGCCUUAUACUGUAAAUGCAUGGAUUAAAAAAGAAAACAAAUGGAGAACGCUGUCGUUCGAUGAAUGUUUAGUGGCUGUAAUUUAUUAUGGAGAAAAAAAUAAUGCUAUUGCUGAUGUUUUAGUCCAGCUAAGACAAUGUUCUUGGCCGGUGUGUGUGUGUGAUAUAUCUGACCUUUAUAAAGUGUGUCAUAUAUCUGACGUGUCUUCGCGAUUGUCCCCACCUGAAUACUCUGAUUGGAUGCUGCUUGCCAUGGAAACCAUUUAGAGCAGUUCAGCCAAUCAGAGCGCAGAUUUGUCCUGACCCUUCCUCUGACCUCUGGUUUUCCUCAUUUGCCAUCGUCCGGUUUCUUUCGUGUCAUUGUUUUUCUCUCUCUCACUCGGCGUGUUUGUUUAAAGCAUGAUGCCCGACACAGUUGUGUUACGGAUAUAAAGCCUGUGUGAUUGGAUUACUGUCAAUCCUUGUGUUUCAUUCUUGUUUUCAGUUUUCAGUUCAUCGUUUCCCUCUCUGAUACAAUUUCUGUAUUCCUUCAACCCUUAAAGGGACAGUUCCACCCAAAAAAUGAAAAUUGUCAUCAUUUACUGACCUUCAUGUCAUUAUUUUGCUGAAUGUCUGUCUUUGGCUGUUCUUCUCCAUACAGUGAGAGUUAAUUCAGAAGAGUUAAUUCAACUUCAAAAAUAUCAAAAAUCACCCAAAAGGUAUCAAAAA
This is a messenger RNA of Sinocyclocheilus rhinocerous, 2573 nucleotides long. RefSeq names its product SH2 domain-containing adapter protein F-like. The coding region runs from base 1 to 924 and encodes 307 amino acids. The record is from RefSeq and is a predicted model, not a curated record. The transcript is spliced from 6 exons. Gene Ontology annotation, molecular function: phosphotyrosine residue binding. NCBI's taxonomy places the organism in Eukaryota, Metazoa, Chordata, Actinopteri, Cypriniformes, Cyprinidae.